UCUCGCGAAGAAGCUUUGAAAAGAUUUGGGGCUUUUUGAGCUUCUGAUAUGUUCAAAUAUUUGUGUUAAUUCUUGAAUUUUGGCCAUCAUUGGUUCAGUUAUUAGCAACACUGGCCCCAAAUUUGUGGAACUAGACGACAUGUUGAAACCAAGAGUCUUGACCGAGUUACUUGCUCAGGAAACUACUGGAGGCAUUAUGAGUACUAUUCUUUUGAAAAGCAACGGUUCCCUGUUGGCAUUUGCUGGUUCAGGGGAUAAAGAGGCAAGAGUUACGGCAGCCAUAGCAUCAAGUAUCUGGUGUGCUUAUCAUUCAAAUAUCAAACAAAGUUUUCAUACAGAGACCUUGAAUUUUGUCCUUAUGGACUGUGAUGAUGGAAAGGUUGCAAUAACAAGUAUUUCUGAUCUCCUGUUAUGCCUUCAUUCAAAGAAAUCUGUUGGCCUUGGGCUUUUAAAGACAAAAACAUUAGCAUUGGCAAAAUAUCUGGAAGGUCCUCUAUCAGAACUGAAUCAUGCCGUCGCCUGACAUUCAGAUUUUGAAAAACUCCUUAAUAAUUUUAUCUCGAUUAGACAUCAAUUAUACAAAAUUACUUGAUUUCCUACUGAAAUAUUGUAUAUUAAACCAACAAUAA
Messenger RNA from Dendronephthya gigantea, 629 nucleotides. RefSeq names its product ragulator complex protein LAMTOR2-like. Gene Ontology annotation, cellular component: Ragulator complex. The coding region runs from base 140 to 523 and encodes 127 amino acids. Gene Ontology annotation, molecular function: molecular adaptor activity; guanyl-nucleotide exchange factor activity. The transcript has 4 exons. The record is from RefSeq and is a predicted model, not a curated record. Gene Ontology annotation, biological process: cellular response to amino acid stimulus; positive regulation of TOR signaling. NCBI's taxonomy places the organism in Eukaryota, Metazoa, Cnidaria, Anthozoa, Malacalcyonacea, Nephtheidae.